Nicotiana attenuata is the source of this 2111-nucleotide messenger RNA. Its product is annotated as mannan endo-1,4-beta-mannosidase 2-like. NCBI's taxonomy places the organism in Eukaryota, Viridiplantae, Streptophyta, Magnoliopsida, Solanales, Solanaceae. The transcript has 5 exons. The record is from RefSeq and is a predicted model, not a curated record. Gene Ontology annotation, molecular function: hydrolase activity, hydrolyzing O-glycosyl compounds. The coding region runs from base 591 to 1913 and encodes 440 amino acids.
GCUUAAAUCAACAAUGGCCCAAAGUUUGGAGUUUUGGUAUGACUUGCUCCUUACAAUUUUAAAAAAUAAAAGCCAUGAAAUCAAGAUUUCAGAUCUAAUUAAGCAAACUACUUUCCAUUUUUUUGAAACCAACAUUCCACCUCACUGCCAUCUUCUUCUUCUUCUUCUUCAUAUCAUCAUUUUCCUUAAGUUUUUCUCAAUUCUCAUGAUGUUUUUGGCAGGUAGUUAGGUAUCCUUUCUUUGCUUUUUUUUCUAAAUCUAUAAAUACCAUCAUGAGAAACCAUUAGAACAUAAAUUCAGUUCAACUCCCCCAUUCUUGGAACCAAAAAAAGUCCCAUUUUUGCAAUUCUUGAAGUAAUCUCUGUGGCAAAUUACCAAAAGGGGAUCUGAUUAUUGUUUGAAAUCAUUUUUCCCAUCUAGAGAUUGGGGAGUUAAAGAGAUCUAAGGAAUAAAGAUCACAUUUUUAUAUUCAACUUCAUCAAAUUCUUAGAUUUGGAGUUCAAAGUUAGCACCUUUAGGGUUUUGUUUUCACCAUCACUAGUAACUGUCAGCACUCAGCACUGUGGUAAUUUUUUUUCUUGUUACCUGUAAUGGUUAAAUCAUCUGUGAGCAGAAUGUUAGCAGGAAAUGGCUUGUUUUAUCCAAUUAUUGGCUUUGCAUCAUUUAUUGCUUUCCUAUAUUUGUCCUUUGGGGACUUGUGGGUUAAUUACAGUAAAGAAAUAAAUCUCAGUUUUGUGGAGAGGAAUGGGACUCAGUUCUAUGUUGAUGGUAAAGCUUUUUAUGUAAAUGGAUGGAAUUCUUACUGGUUAAUGGAUCAUGCUGCUGAUUAUAGUACUAGACCAAGAAUUAGAACUAUGCUUCAAGCUAGUGCAAAGAUGGGUCUUACUGUUUGUAGAACUUGGGCUUUCAAUGAUGGUGGUUACAAUGCUCUUCAGAUUUCCCCUGGCAAAUUUGAUGAAAAAGUGUUCAGGGCAUUAGAUCAUGUUAUUGCAGAAGCCAGAAGAAAUGGAAUUAGGCUGAUACUCAGCUUGGUUAACAAUCUACAAGCAUAUGGUGGGAAGACUCAAUAUGUAAAGUGGGCAUGGGAAGAAGGUGUUGCUUUAAGCUCUUCCAACGAUUCGUUCUUCUAUGAUCCAUCUAUCCGCCGUUAUUUCAAAAAUUAUGUCAAGACAGUGCUGACAAGAAGGAACAUAUACACCGGUAUAGAGUACCGGGAUGAUCCCACCAUCUUCGCAUGGGAGCUAAUUAAUGAACCUCGCUGCAUGACCGAUCCUUCUGGUGAUACACUCCAGGACUGGAUAGAAGAGAUGUCAACAUUUGUGAAAUCAAUUGACAGGAAACAUCUGCUCACAGUGGGCCUCGAAGGAUUCUAUGGUCCUAGAAGUCCCAAAAAAUCAAUUGCCAAUCCAGAAGUUUGGGCAGCUGAUCUUGGAUCCGAUUUUAUCCGCAACUCUAUACUUUCAACUGUUGAUUUUGCCUCCGUACACGUAUACCCAGACCAUUGGUUUCACCACAAAAAUUUUGAAGAGAUGUUGAAAUUUGCGGCCAAAUGGAUGCUUUCUCACAUAGAAGACGGUGACAGGGAACUGAAAAAGCCAGUCCUGUUUACUGAAUUUGGUUUGUCAAAUGAUAACGAGGAUUUUGAACCAGCUCAACGUGAUAGAUUCCUCAAAAUGGUUCUUGAUGUUAUAUACAAGUCUGCAAAGAGAAACAGGUCGGGGGCAGGAUCAUUUUUCUGGCAAUUCCUUGUUGAAAGAAUGGAACGGUUCAAUGACGAAUAUGGAAUUGUUCCAUGGGAGAAUCCAUCAACGUAUCGAUUAAUUACAGAUCAGUCGUGUAGGCUGGCCAAAGUUCAGGGUCUACUGUCAACACAAGCUGAGCAUUUAAAGAAUUUUUGUGCCCCGAGGAACUAAUAAACUUUUUUUUUGUUUUGGAAAAAGAAAGUUUACAUAUUAUUAUGAAAAUACUCCAGCAUUUUUCUUCUGAAAUUCAUUCUAAGGGAAGAACUGUAGGACAUAGGUUUACUCAUUGUAUUUCUCACGUUAUAGAUAUGUAAAAUUUUCAUCAAAUCAAACACAUGCAGAUUGUUCUCACACUGCUUCAUUUUCUCA